AUGGCAGCUCACUACUAUUCCUCCGCCAUGUCUUACCGCCGGCGGCAGCUCGUCUUCUGGCUAUGGCGCAUCGGGAAACCAAUCGGUCAGGAAGUCAAGAUCCGUAAAGAGCGAAGGCGACGUCUCCCUCAAGGGCCCCUCGACGUAGGCGGUUCUGUAAAAUCGGGAAGGAGCAUCACCCUGACCGGAGAUUUUACCAUUGAAGACAAGAUGGAGGCAUACGGAAGCAUUGAUAUGCAUGGAAAGGUCACUUGCGGAGGGAAAAUCAAGGCAGCCGGAAACAUUAUCGUGACGGGCUAUCUCGCGGCACAUGACAAGAUGAAGAGCUACGGAAAGCUCAAGAUCCGGGGACUUGUGAUGCUGCCGACCUCGAGGUGUACGGAGACCUCGUUGUUGAUGGAUACCUAUGUCACCUACUACAUUCUCAAGCACAAGCAAUAG
This is a messenger RNA of Parascedosporium putredinis, 441 nucleotides long. NCBI's taxonomy places the organism in Eukaryota, Fungi, Ascomycota, Sordariomycetes, Microascales, Microascaceae. The record is from the annotation of a GenBank genome assembly.